UUCAAGAGGCCAACUGGUUUACUCUUCCAUGGAUUUUUUUGUCAGCACUGCUCUUCUCCUGACCAUCUCCUGCUGCCUGGGGAAUACUGAAGCCGGAAGUUAUAUACUCACUGUACCAAAUGGGGGUCCCUGGGGUGACUGGGGCUCAAGUGAGUUUUGCCCUGGAGACUCUGCACAUGGCUUCUCCCUGAAGGUAGAACCACGCCAAGGAAAAGGUGACGAUACAGCUCUGAAUGGAAUCCGUUUGUACUGUAAGAAAGGCAAAACAAUUGAGUCUACAGUUGGACCGUGGGGAGACUGGACCAUCACCCAGUUCUGCAAAUCAGGCUACCUGGUUUCUUUUUCUCUGAGAGUUGAAGGCCGUCAAGGAAAAGGUGAUGAUACGGCAGCUAACAACAUCCAGUUCUCUUGCAGUGAUGGUCUAGUCAUGACGGGCCAUGGCCAGAGUUGGGGGGAUUUUGGCCCAUGGAGCCUUCGCUGCCCAUCAACUGGUAUAUGUGGGAUACAAACAAAGGUGGAGGGAAGACAAGGCAGGCGUGAUGACACAGCACUCAAUGACGUGCGUUUUUAUUGCUGUUAAUGGCUGAUACACGUUUUGUCACGUGGAAAUACGCUUUUGCUAUACAUUUCCAAAAACUGUUAAUUAUAGUCUAAUAUUAACUUGAGGAGAGAGUAAAAUGUUUGUGCAAAAUGUGGUAGUACAAGGUAAUCCUCCCACCCCUCUGUGUAUUUUGAAAUGGGCUCAUAUUGGAGAGAAAAAAAUGUGGUGGCAGAAACCUCAAGCAUUGCAAAGAUUGAUGAUCUCUUCUCUAUCAUUUUGAAUCAAGUCACAGAAGCAAACUGUAAUUCUGUAUUACUGCUUUCUUGCUUGCAAAUAAAAUUGUGUUGCAUCUUCAAA
This is a messenger RNA of Thamnophis elegans (Western terrestrial garter snake), 898 nucleotides long. RefSeq names its product vitelline membrane outer layer protein 1-like. Bases 29 to 580 code for a protein of 183 amino acids. NCBI's taxonomy places the organism in Eukaryota, Metazoa, Chordata, Lepidosauria, Squamata, Natricidae. The record is from RefSeq and is a predicted model, not a curated record. The transcript has 3 exons.